GGCUGAGUUUUAUUGGAUACUUAUUUUGUUUUCGUUUAAUUGUUUUGGAUUUGCGCAGUAGAAAGCUAAGAAAAUGAAAGCAACUCGAUUAUGAAUUGGUAUAUUAUUAGCGUGCAAUGAAGGACUAACAAAAAACCAGCCAAUACUCAAAGAGCACAAAAGAUUCAUUCAAUGCAGUUCCAGCUUCUCGAACAAAAACAUUUCAAAACACAGCUGCUACGAGUUCGCUUUGGUUGUGCAACGCUGGAGGCAGGGCAAUGGUGGUGACUAACCAUGAACAAACAUACGUGCGUGCGUGUGUUUUCGACGAUUAGUUGACUUACUCGGUGCUGGGUCGCGUUCGUGAGAUUAAAAGUAGACGCAAAACGUUUGUGGCAGCAAAAGUAGCAGACAGUUCGGUUUAGUUAAACGGAGACAGACUUUCGAUUUUUGCCUGCUUUUUUUUAGAAACUUUUUCACUUCUCAAAAAUUUGCAAAUUCUGAAGCAUUUCUUAUAUUUCUAUUUGAUCAAUUGAAAACGCGAUUUGUUAAAAUGUAUUUUAUAAAGAAUUUACGCCAAUUUUAUAUGUGAAAUUAUAAAAGCCAAAGAAAAACUACGUAGAAGAAUUGAAAGAAUCCCCACUUAAUUUCAUCACAAUAUUUAAGCUAUAAUCCGGGUAAAAUUUUGAUUAAAAACUCGAGGCAGUAUGUCAUUGGCCAGCGCUGCAGGCAUUUUAUUAAAACCACAGACUCCAUUGCAACAACUGCUAGAGGAUAUCAAUUUCCAGCGUACCAAGGAAAUGCGACAAUUGCUCAAGGACGAUAACGGAUUCGUGGUGCUCCAAGGCACAACGUAUUGGACUGAUUUGUUUGUACGGCAUUUCCUUUUUCAAACCGAGCCGGUACACAGCAUCGAUUCAGAUGAUUUACUUUUCUUCGUUCGGAAAAAACACGUGAAAAGUUCUUCCCGACAUAUGCCAAAAUAUGAGACAGAAGUUGAUGUCUUUCGUAAGGACUCUCGAAAGCUUCCAAUUGGUGAUCCGGACGUCGAUUGGGAGGAGACUGUAUAUCUAAAUAUGGUCAUACACCAAUUCGAUUACACACUAACGUUAGCUAUUUGUACGCGCACAUCGCCAAAGGAAUUGCAAGUGUUGAGACGUCACUCACAACGCGUCUACGCAAGUCCAAGUCGACGGAAAAUGGACACGAAGGGCGAAGGCGAGGAGAUAACAUACCCGCAUAUUUGCUUUAUGGUCGAUAAUUUCGAUGAGGUAUUUAGCGAUAUAUUAGUGAGGGACGGUGAAAUGGUAUGUGUGGAAUUGGUGGCCAACGAUAAAGACGGUUCGGUGCAGGGUGUAAUUUUCCUGGGCUCAAUACGCUAUGAUGCGCUCAAAAAAGUUUAUGAUGCAAGGCAAUCCAGUCUCAGCUCAAAAGUAGCACAACGGAUGUCCUUCGGUCUAUUUAGUAGCGGCGCGGGUGUUCAAACGCGUUGUGAAUUUGUGCGUAUGAAAGGUCCACAGGGCAAGGGCCAUGCUGAAAUGGCUGUUACAAAGCCAAAGGGUUCAGGCGUAGAAACACCAACCAGUGAACCAGGCUUUUGUGCCACAGACAUGUGGGACGAGUGGGAGGAGGAAAAUGACGACUAUUGCACAUAUCGUCAUCAGCGUCGUCUAAGUGAUCCCAGCGCUAAUUUAAAUAAUUUCUCACGGUACGCUUGGCGUACGAAAGGCGCGCCCGAUGCGGUCGGUGGCACGGCGGGCGCCAAGGCGCGCUCUGAAAACGAAGGGCUCGAUUCGUUGGCAAAUGAGGUGUCGGAAAUUGAAGCUGGCGAUUUGCGUGAUGAUCUACGUCCUGCUUUCUCGGCAUCCGAGGCAAAACUUCAUCUUAAUCCGAACUGUGAAGCAGCUAACGCGGCUGUCGUUAAGCUUCCGAUUUCACCUGAAAAUGAAGUGGAACUCAGCGCUCAGCAGCAAAUCACCAAUGUUAUAGAGGAUAGUGGGCCCGUCGCUGAAGCUGUGGAAGCCACUGCGGCGACGAUCACCUCUCCAACCUCAAACACGAGCACUACGGGCUGCAGCAACUGCUUCGGUGGCAAAAAGUGCAGACGUUGGGUUGGUUCCUCGAGCGAUAAGGGCACUCCUGAAAUGUCUGAGGUAUAUUGCCCGACGUGCGAUGAUUCAGCCAAUGAGACACCAGCUUGUCUCAACAACAUGCCCGACAAAAAGUCCAAGCCAAAGCAUAGAACCAUACUUAGUGUGGAAAGCGAGCUGAUUGUGAGCAAGAGAGGAAGUCUGCGGUUGACUGCCAGUGGAAGCGGAGAGAGGAAAGGUGUAGUACGUAGCGCCUCACUUAGUGCAGCUGAUCGCAAAGCAAAACGCACAGCUAGUCCAGCCGACAAGAAGGAGAAGGAUAAGGAUAAGAACAAGGCUAAAACUAAAGAGAAGGAUAAGGAUAAAAGCAAAGCUACGAAUUUACUCGCCAAGGUUUCACCCAAACGUAUCAGGUCCAAAACAAGCACAGCCGCUUUAACAAAAACCAAAAACAAUAAUACCCCGAAGGACACAAAGGACUCUAAGUCGCCCAAGGAAAGUAAUAGUAAUAACAACAGAGUAGAAGAUCAAGAAACUACAUCACUAAAAGCCGAAGAAUAUGAAAUUGCCGAUGAUGCGACUUCAUUGAAUGGCACUUCGAUAGAACCGACAGAAGCCAAAAUGGCCAUACUAAGCGAAAGCGAUACAAAGCUGAUGAUAAAUGUGCGCGGCCGUGAGGAACUGCCCGUUGUAGAGCAGCACACGCCACCAAAUACAGCCGAGCUGGUCACUACCAGUACUGAUGACAGUAAUACUGUCACCUGCAGCAUGAGCAACAGCAAAAGCAAUCUAUACAAUUUCGAAAAGUGUGUACGUGUACCUGUAAAAUCAGAAUGCCAUCCAUUGCAGCAGCAGCAGCAGCAGACGAACCAAGAAGCGCCCAAUGCAGUUGCUGCUGAAUCUUAUGAUAAUAAGCGAGACAAUAGUGCGUCGACGACAGCGACAACCACAACCAAAACAACCAGAAUCACAGCACUUCAAAUUGAAGCGCAAAGCGAAUCCGUGCCAGUCAGCGACUGUAAUGGCAACUGCCACAUGAUAUCGCCGCCACCUACAUCGAGCGCACAACGUUCGCCGAUUUCUCCGCCACCCGCGAUGUCGGCUGCGAGCAGUGUCGAAAACGGCAGUGUAAGUGAUGGUGGCGGCGGCGGUGGAGCUGCUAGUGGCAGCGAAAACGGCCAUUCCAAUGCAACGUUGCCACGCGCAAAGCGUAACGCCGCACAGCACGCUUUCUAUCACCGCGCUAUGAGCUUGGUGCCGAAGCGAAGGACGCCUGACGGCACGAAUAUUUAUUAUUGGUGUGAUUUGCCACGCAAAUCGCUGAAAGAACUGGACGAUGGUGCAUACAAUCCGCUCUGGGCAAGUCGUGGCUUCACUCAAACAUUUCACUUUUGGAAGGAAAAUCGACGCCAACAGUCCACGCCGCUCAAUGCAUUCCUUACCUAUGUGACACUGCCCUGGUGGAGCAUUGCUAAAGAUCUGCUGGAUCAUCGUGAAACGCCUAUAUUAACAUUUUAGUAUUAAAUUUAAUUAUUUUAUUUCGUUUACUUUCAUUUGUUUUUUUAUUUUUAUGUUCAUUCUUAGGUUUCCUUUUUAUUGUAUUAAUUUAUACAAAUGUACACUCCAUUUUAAGUCUUUCUACUUGUAAUUUUAUCCAGUUUACUUAAUUACCAGCGAAUUUUUAAUUAAUAGCGCUAAAAUAUCGUGAAAUAUUGUGAUCUUUUAUUUGUAUUAUAGUAUAGUAGUUUUUAAUUUUUUGUACGCGUUUGACUAUAAAUUCAAUCAAAUGUGUUUUUAUUUGUAUUUUAAAAACAUUAAAAAACAUUUAUUUCAUUUAUUUUAUUAAUAUCGGGUGUUUUUUUCGCUACAUGAGAACUAUCUGUAUCGAUAACUAUAGCAAACUGUAUGAGAACUAUCGAUAUCAGCUGAGAAUGGCAAUCUGUGUUGUCAUUUCUGUUCAUGCAGUUUGCCAAAUCAUCAUAAAUCGUUUAACGCCAGAACAACGCUUCCAAACGUAAUCAUCCCCCAUACAUAUAUGAGGAUGGUGCGGAAGUGACAUUGCUUGGUCGGAUAUAAAUCCAGGUCGUUCCGGUUACUUAAAGCAGACUCUCGUGGGAACGGCAUCCUCAGUUCUUAUUUCUUUUGAAAUGAGGAAGGGGCUGCUGUUACGGUGAAUGGCGAACGAACUUUUGUUUCAUGAACUAAACAUGACGGUGCAACUUGCCACAUACGAGGUGUGUUCAAAAAAUAAGGUGAAUUUUCAUUUUUCUCAAAAAAAUAUGUAUUUAUUCAUCAAUUUCUAUUUUAUCUCCCUCAAAGUAGUGCCCCUUAGACAUACUUGUGCCAGCGUUGUUUCCAAUCCUCGAAUUAGUUCUGAUAGGCACUUUUUGGUAUGUCCUUGAGCUCUCUCAGGGAUUCGGUUUUUAUCUCAAUUGUCUCAAUUUUGGGAACAGGAAAUAGUGGAAAUAGAAAUAGGGCGUCAAAUUUGGUGAAUACGGUGGCUGAGGCAUGAUAACGGAGUUAUUUUUGGCCAAAUAAUCUCUCACAAGCAAAGAUAAGUGACCAGGUGGAUUAUGAUGAUGUAAAAGCCAUGCAUUUUUUUCACAAUUCCGGUCGUUUUUUCGUAUUUCUUCACACAAACGGCGCAUAACUUCAAGGUAAUAUAAUACUCCUUAUUUACCGUACGACCUUGUGGUAAGAACUCCUAAUGCACUACCCCAUAGUAAUCGAAGAAAACACUGAGCAAAACCUUGGCAUUCGAUCGAACUUGGCGCGCUUUUUUUUUUGGUCUUGGCUCUCCUGGACUCUUCCAUUGGGACGAUUGGGCUUUGGUUUCGAGUUCAUAACCAUAUACCCAUGAUUCGUCA
This is a messenger RNA of Anastrepha obliqua, 4936 nucleotides long. RefSeq lists its product as uncharacterized. Bases 687 to 3587 code for a protein of 966 amino acids. The transcript has 9 exons. The record is from RefSeq and is a predicted model, not a curated record. Lineage: Eukaryota; Metazoa; Arthropoda; Insecta; Diptera; Tephritidae.